This is a messenger RNA of Magnolia sinica, 2052 nucleotides long. RefSeq names its product disease resistance protein At4g27190-like. The record is from RefSeq and is a predicted model, not a curated record. Gene Ontology annotation, molecular function: ADP binding. Bases 1 to 2052 code for a protein of 683 amino acids. Lineage: Eukaryota; Viridiplantae; Streptophyta; Magnoliopsida; Magnoliales; Magnoliaceae. The transcript has a single exon.
AUGGAUGCGGUGGAUUUAGCUAUUGUUGAAAUCGGAAAGUGUGUGUUGAAUCCUCUUAAGAAACACAUGGGCUACCUUAUUCAUUUUAAUGACAAUGUUAAGGAUCUGAAAGACCGCGUAGAAGAUCUAGUGGCCAAGAGAGAGCAUAUAGAUCAACGGGUAAGCACAGGUUGCUCCAACGGCGAAGAAGAAAUUGGAGAAGUUAAGCUAUGGCUAACACGAGCUGUUCACAUGAAAGAAGAAGCAGAGAGGAUAGAGCAAAGAGUGGCAGAAAACACGAGACGUCUGUUUUGUUCGAAUCUAAGCUGGCGUUAUAGUAUAAGCAAGGAAGCAAAACAAGCAAUGGAGAGUAUUUCCAAGCACUGCAAUGAAGGGAAUUUCAUGAGGGUGACAAUGCCCCCACUCAUUCCUAAAGUCAUAAAUCAGCCAGCUCCAUCAAUCAAGGGUCUACCAUCAGUGGAAUCAUCCUUCGAAAAAGUCAUGAAUGCUUUAGGUGAUGAAAAUAUCAAAAUAAUUGGUGUAUGGGGCAUGGGUGGCAUUGGCAAAACUACCCUUGUGAACAAUGUGAAUAAUAGGUUGGAAGGUACACAAAAAUUCAAUAAAGUCAUAAUUGUGACCGCUUCAAAGGACGUGGAAAUCAGAAAGAUCCAGGGCGACAUUGCAUAUAGAUUGGGCUUGACUUUGAAGAAUGAAACCUCGCGAGCAACUGACCUGAGUAACAGAUUAAUAAAAGAGAAGCCCUUUCUCAUCAUCUUUGAUGAUUUAUGGGAGCGACUUGAUUUGGCCAAUGUAGGGAUUCCCUCUAUUAACAGCCUUGAGGGUUGUAAGAUCUUAUUCACAACUCGAAGUGAAGAUGUGUGCAGAGGAAUGGAAAGCGAAGUUAAUAUCAAAGUAGAAGCGCUCUCAGAUGAUGAAUCGUGGAAACUAUUCAAAGAGAAAGCAGGUGAUGUUGUUGAUGACCCUUCCUUGCAUACCAAGGCAAGAGAGGUUUUCAAGGAAUGUGGCGGUCUUCCACUUGCAAUUAUAACACUUGGAAGGGCACUCAGAGGCGUGAGAAAUUCUAGUGUGUGGGAUAAUGCAUUGUCACAGCUGAAGAGGUCUGCGCCAAGCGAUAUCAAAGACAUGGAGAGGAGUGUGUACCAGUCUAUCAAACUCAGCUAUGACCAUUUGCGAGUUGAGUUGAAACCGGGGUUCUUGUUCUGCUGUUUGUUUCCUGAAGAUUAUGAUAUUCAUGUUGACAGGAUGAUCAAACUAUGGAAAGGUGAAGGCUUUUUGGAAGACGGUGGAAGUUUGAAUGAAACAAUAAAUAAAGGGCACACUUGGGUUGAAGAACUUAAAUCUUCUUGUUUGUUAUUAGAAGGUAAAGAUGAAGGAUAUGUGAAGAUGCAUGACAUUGUAAGGGAUGUUGCCAUUUCGAUUUCAUUAAAAGAAGAUGAGCACUACAAAUCUUUGGUGAGAGCUGGAGUUGGAUUGAAAGGUUUGAUAAACUGGGAGGAAUACAAGAGGAUUUCUCUCAUGAGAAGUGGAAUUGAUAAAUUGCCAAAAGGGAUGCAUUGUCCUAGAUUGCUGACAUUGAUGAUGUCUGAAAACAAGGAGCUGACUGAAAUACAGGGCUGGGUUUUGGAAGCAACAAUAGAACUUCGGGUUCUCGAUCUAAGCAUAACGACUAUCAGUAGGUUACCACCGUCGCUAUCAAACCUGGUGAAUCUACGGGUGCUUUGCCUAAGAAAGUGCAUAUUUAAAGGGACUUGUCUAUCAGCACUUCAAGGACUGAAGCAGCUUGAAUCCCUCGAUCUGUCACGGAACAAAUACUUACAUGAGUUGCCAACUGAAAUUGGAGAAUUGGUUAAUCUAGUGAGCUUGGACUUGACAGAGACUUGGCAUCUUUCAAUUGUUCCAAGUGGUAUUAUAUCAAGGUUGACUCACUUGGAAGAAUUGAAGAUGUGGAAGAGCUUUUGCAAGUGGGAGGUUGAAGGAAAAGAUGCAAGCAGCAGCAGCAACAACAGUGCUACUUUUGGUGAGGUGGCAUCUCUGAAAGAAUUGUCUCAUUGA